AUGCCUAACAGACGAUCGAAUUACACCUUGCUGAGCCAGAAUCCGGACGAAAGCGCCUACCACCAGCCGCCGCUUCCGCAGAAGAAGCUUUCCGGCAGCGGCGGCGGUGCUCCCCAGCAGUCUACCUAUUACGAGUCUCACUCCGGAGAGAAGAGUAAACUGAAGUCCGAGCGAGGCUCGUCCUUCGAUUGGGAAUCGAUUGAUCAGCGGAUGAUCCAAGUCCAGCAGCAGCAGCAGGGCCGUAUCGCGACGGCGCCGUUUCAGGGGUCGUUCGGGCUGCAGAGGCAGUCGAGCGGGAGCAGCUUCGGUGGGAGCUCGAUCUCGGGGGAGUAUUUCGCGCCGCCCUCGUUCUCAGGGCCCGAGCUGCCUUACAGUCAUCCGAGCGACGGCAGCGGUGAAUUACAUGUGAGAACGGCGGAGGAUUCGGUCAGCGGUGGGGCGCCGUCUUCUCUGAAGAGCUGGGCGCAGCAGACGGAGGAGAGCUACCAAUUGCAGCUGGCUUUGGCUCUUCGGCUUUCAUCAGAAGCUACCUGUGCCGACGAUCCUAAUUUUUUGGAUCCGGGGCCAGAGGAAUCCUCGUCGGUUGCAUCUUCAUCACCUGCCUCUGCCAACGCAGUUUCCCAUCGAUUUUGGGUAAAUGGCUGCUUAUCGUACUUCGACAAAGUUCCUGAUGGAUUUUACAUGAUUCAUGGGAUGGAUCCAUAUGUUUGGGCUGUGUGUUCUGAUCAUCAGGAAAGCGGCCGCAUCCCGUCCCUUGAUUUGUUAAAGACAGUUGAUCCUACUAUUGUUUCUUCAGUUGAAGUGAUUUUUGUAGAUAGACGAGCUGAUCCCAGUUUGAAAGAGCUGCAGGAUCGGAUUCAUAACUUAUCAUCUAGUUGCAUCACCACAAAGGAAAUUGUUGACCAACUUGCAAAGCUAGUUUGUAAUCAUAUGGGUGGGGCGGCUUCCAGUGGGGAAGAUGAUUUGGUUACAAUUUGGAAGGAGUGCUGUGAUGACUUAAAGGACUGCCUGAGGUCUGUAGUGCUCCCUAUUGGUAGCCUGUCCAUCGGACUAUGCAGGCAUCGAACCCUGCUAUUCAAAGUUUUGGCUGAUAUGAUUGGUUUACCGUGUCGAAUUGCAAAAGGAUGUAAGUGUUGCACUAGAGAAGAUGCUUCAUCGUGCUUGGUUCGUUUUGGGCAUGACAGGGAGUAUCUUAUUGAUUUAGUUGAAAAUCCAGGAUUCUUAUGUGACCCUGAUUCCUUGCUAAAUGGUCCGUCUACAAUUGCAAUUUCUUCACCUUUACGCUUUCCACGGUUUAGGAAGGUUGUACCUGCAAUUGAUUUCAGGUUGCUGGCCAAACAGUUCUUCUCAGAUUUUCAGUCACUCAAUCUCGAGUUCGAUGAUUCUGUAACAGAUGGAACCAUUAUUGAUGGAGAUAUACCGAAACAAUCAGAGGGGACUCAUGUGGAUAGAACCAACUCUCCACCCAGUUCAAACAAUCGAGAGGAAAUUUCUAAAGCACAACCGUUGGCCACAAAUUCCUGGAUAAAGGUUCAUGGUAAAGUGCAAUUGCUCUCCAGGCCUUCUAACGCUCAGAAUAUAUUAAGCUCGACAAAUAUACUCAAAAGCUCGAUCCCUUUGAAACUUAUUCCGCCAAUUGGGGAUAAAGAGGUUCAGCCGGUUAUCUCCAUGCUGGAUCAAAGAAUAAAUACAGGUAAAGAUAGAAGGUUUGGUGAAGGAGGUCGAUCAGUUGCACCUAAAACAAGUGAAUUCACCUUUGAGGUUGAUGAUCUAAACAUUCCCUGGAGUGAUCUCGUUUUGAAGGAGAGGAUUGGGGCAGGUUCUUUCGGAACAGUUCAUCGUGCUGAAUGGAAUGGCUGUGAUGUUGCCGUGAAGAUUCUCAUGGAACAAGAUUUCCAUGCUGAGCGGUUCAAGGAAUUUUUACGAGAGGUGGCUAUUAUGAAAAGAUUGCGGCAUCCAAAUAUUGUGCUUUUUAUGGGUGCUGUUACUGAACCGCCAAACUUGUCGAUAGUAACAGAGUAUUUAUCUAGAGGUAGUCUUUAUAGACUGCUGCAUAAACCUGGUGCAAAAGAGGCUUUGGAUGAAAGACGUCGUCUGAGCAUGGCGUAUGAUGUGGCAAAGGGAAUGAACUAUCUUCAUAAACGGAAUCCUCCUAUUGUUCAUCGAGACUUGAAAUCUCCCAACCUUCUUGUUGAUAGAAAGUAUACUGUGAAGGUCUGUGAUUUUGGUCUUUCUCGUUUAAAAGCAAACACCUUUCUUUCAUCCAAGUCUGCUGCUGGAACUCCCGAGUGGAUGGCACCUGAAGUUCUCCGUGAUGAACCUUCAAAUGAAAAGUCAGAUGUGUACAGUUUUGGUGUGAUAUUAUGGGAACUGGCAACUUUGCAGCAACCCUGGGGCAACUUAAAUCCUGCACAGGUUGUCGCAGCUGUUGGCUUUAAAGGAAAAAGGCUUGAAAUUCCUCGAGAUGUAAAUCCCCAAAUAGCAUCUCUUAUUGAAGCUUGUUGGGCCAAGGAACCUUGGAAACGACCUUCCUUUUCGAGUAUCAUGGACUCUUUGAGACAAUUGAUUAAGUCCCCUACACCAGCUCAGACGAGUUAUGAAGAAACCCCAUUGCUUGCAUGA
Molecule: messenger RNA, 2622 nt
Organism: Striga hermonthica
Lineage: Eukaryota; Viridiplantae; Streptophyta; Magnoliopsida; Lamiales; Orobanchaceae
Source: the annotation of a GenBank genome assembly